Messenger RNA from Colletotrichum lupini, 360 nucleotides. RefSeq lists its product as uncharacterized. Lineage: Eukaryota; Fungi; Ascomycota; Sordariomycetes; Glomerellales; Glomerellaceae. The transcript has 2 exons. Bases 1 to 360 code for a protein of 119 amino acids. The record is from RefSeq and is a predicted model, not a curated record.
AUGCAAAAGGUGAUGAUUCGUCAGAAAUCGACGCGGCCCCUGUCCGUCAGGAACGCCACAGUGAUCGGCAAUCCCACGUCGCGUUCCGAUUUCUCAUUGGCGCUGUUUCGCUGGGACUGUGCACCAAAACGGUUCGAACGAGAGACGGGAAUCCCCUCGUACGACAUGAACAGCGCGUCCGUCACUAUUGACGGCGCGCUUUCACUAGAGCUCAAGCUAGAAGACUGCUGUCACCCAGAACUCAACGAGACGGAGGGUCGAUGUUGCGUGCAGUCGGCCAGGUAUGACAUCACCGGGCUCGGGUCAGUCAGUGGCUUUGAGGUUGGCAAGACAGCUUUGAGUUCGGCGCAUGCUCCGUAA